Molecule: messenger RNA, 1379 nt
Organism: Cryptomeria japonica (Japanese cedar)
Lineage: Eukaryota; Viridiplantae; Streptophyta; Pinopsida; Cupressales; Cupressaceae
Exons: 1
Coding region: 49-849 (266 amino acids)
Biological process (GO): cytokinin-activated signaling pathway; trichome differentiation; gibberellic acid mediated signaling pathway
Cellular component (GO): nucleus
Molecular function (GO): DNA-binding transcription factor activity; transcription cis-regulatory region binding
Source: RefSeq, a predicted model, not a curated record
CCGGUAGCCCGUUCUGCAUUCCUUAAGAUUGCACUAGAACGAUCUUCAAUGGAAGGGGAAGCGGAAAGUUGUGGUGACCGGCCGCGCAAGGCGCUAAGAUUGUUCGGCUUUGAUGUCACACAGCGCGCCGAUGAAGAAGAGGAGGAAAGCAAAUCUGACGGGGUGAACGGCAGCGAUUCAGUCUCGGAGAUCCGAAAGUUCGAGUGCAAAUUCUGCUUGAGAGAGUUUGGGAAUUCGCAGGCCCUGGGCGGACACCAGAACGCGCACAAAAGAGAGCGUCAGAAUGCAAGGAGAGCGCAGAUUCAGGCCACCCGUAACGCUGGGACUCUCAGGACUCUCGCCACCACCCAUAACGCUGGGACUCUCAGGACUCUCGCCACCACCCAUAACGCUGGGACUCCCACGGCUCUCCCCACCUCCCCGCUGGGCAGCACCUUCUACAACGGACUGCUCAGCCAGCAUUCUGCCCGGUUGACCGCCGAUAACCUGAAUGCAUCCGGUAUUGCACCUCUGCAGAUCUCAGGCUACCAGCAGCUGCAACCGCGGCCGCCGAAAGGUUUACCGGGAUCGGCCGGUGAGCCGUUACGAUCCGCAACAUUUGGCCCGUCAUGGUUCUACGUUGGGCAGCCCGCCCAGUAUGUUUAUUCCUCGUCCACGGCCCUGCCCGCAGAGCAGAUUUCAAAAGGAGAGGGCGGAUUUUGUCAGCCGCCGGUUCAGCCUCUAGUACGAGGAUUUGAAGGGGGUUUCGAAUCACAGGCCAGAUUUCACCAGCCAGCAAAUCGAUCUCAUUGUAGAGCUGAUGAGAGUGGGUUAAAUCUCGACUUAGUUCUUGGUAGCACAGCACCCUAAGUGCAUUGGAUGGCAUUUUUGCAAAAUUUGAAGAUUGUUUUCAUAAGACAACUGGGUUUAUCCCAUUAACUGGAGAAUCCAGCCAGUUCUAGAAGAAGAAAGAUAAUCAUUUUGGUGAUAGAAAGACGGUCUAGUUUUCCACACUUUAAGCAAACUAAUAGAUUGGAUGGUCGAGAAAUCAAACAGGAUGUACAGAAUAAUUCAUGACUGUAACUUUUUGAUAUUUACAUAGGGAAAGCUAAAGACCCAAGAACUCAGAUGUUCUUUAUCCCUAUAAGUUGCUCUGCAAAACUCGAAUCCUUGGCGCAUGAUGAGCUUUAAAUGUAUUUCUAUCAUUGCCGUAAAAUCGCUCAAUUCUCCUGCUUUGAAUCAAAUUUUCAAUUGACAAUGCAGGGAAAUUAAGCGAUUCAUCAUGCCAUCAACGUGAAGUACUCGAUUGCCCGGGGCCUAUGGAACUCAAGGACAUUUUACAAUUGUCUGUCUGUAACUGUACAAAUUUAAAGUACUUAAUAACAUAUUUACCAUCUGUG